AAAUGUAUUUAGGCCCUAAACUAUUCAGUGUUUUAUAAACUAGCAGUAGGAUUUUAAAGUAAAUUCUUUGUUACAAGUGUAAGAGAAUAUCCUGAAGUGUGAUUUGGUGUAUUACUUAAUUGUAAUUUGUUCUAUUCAUUUACAAUGGGGGAUGUGCUGUUCUUUGGUUCAUGACCCUUAACAUUAUUAAAUAGAAUGCCAUAUUUGUAAGUAAUAUUAUGCUUAUUUCCAGCUGCAUACUUGUAUUUUGGGUUUGGCUAUGGGGUUCAAAUAAUCUUUAUUUGUCUCUGAAACAAGACCGGGUUACCUUCCCGAGUUUUCCCCCCAGCACCAAUGAUUGAGCCCACUCAAGGUAUCGGUUUGCAAUACUUUUAUUGUGCUGUGCAUGCUCUAGCAGUCUCUGCCUCUUGCUCUCCUUCCUCCCGCCUCCAUCCCUACUCAGCUCAAUAUAUAGAGAAGAGACACAAAACAUUUGAUCAUUUCCAGCUGAGGCCAAUUAGGCCUCUUCCCUGCACCUGUUUCCUGAGCCACUGCCCCACUCCCCUCUGCAGAUGAGCCUAACCACGGCCCCGCCACCACAGUCUCAUACUGUCUGUCUGAAUAUUUCACAUUUCAUAUUCAUUCUCUGUUUGGAAAGCUCUGUUUUACCGCAUUUGUUAAGCAACCGCUUGGGUUCAUGUUUUCUUCUUUUUAGCUGACGUCAGGGUGCGCUUGUAAAUGGUCACUGCGAGCGUGUACAAACUGGACUGUUUGUACAUUAUGAGCAGUGUUGGAAUCUACCGCUCAGUUAUUGAGAGCUCCAAACAGAGCAUACUCUAUACUCUGUCAGGAAACAGACCUAUCCACAUGUUUAACGAUACAGUACUGUAAUUCUUUUUACAUUAUGUAGGUUAUGUGCAGGGUCAGGACCCGCCAACAAAGUCCCAAGACAAAUCUUAGGGGCCUUGAAUUGAUUAACAGGGCAUUAAAGCAUUAAAGCAAACAAAGUAACACUUCUACAUAUUCAUGUUUUCUUUGAUUAUUUCAUUUGAAUUUUGUGUAACUGUACAUCUACAACCCCCUGAAAAGUAUUCAGAUCAAACUUUUUUGCGAAGGGAAAACUCUCUCCCUGUAAACAACCAUAACUUUGAACUCCACACAUUCGGUAACAGGCUUUCUGUUGUAAAUCUUUUUCCAAGCCCAUGCAUGGACAGAUAACCCUGAUGACAUCACCGUGAUAUAUUCAUAGUUAUUUUCCCAUACUGGAGCCCUCCCUCCAGAUCCACAGUAGAUAUUAUUCAGCUGUUUUAACAACCCAUGACCCUCAAACUGAUCUUGACCUGUAAAAUCAGUGCAGUGCACCUUUAAAUUUACCAAGAUUCCGUAGAAAUCUUUGACCCGGCCACCCCUGAAUGCAACCUGUGACGAGUACACACCUUCUUACACAACAGAGCUGUACCUAGUACUUGGCAUGUUACAACAUGUCGGCCAGUCAUGACAGUGAAGGACAGACCAGGAAGUUUAUUCACCACUCUUUCUUUCCAACUGUGCACAGCAAAUUAUUGAAUUACUCAUACAGUCGUUGAACUGACGAUUUGAAGUCGGAUUGACUAUCCUGUAUCGGUGGAUUUAGGUCUCUGAGGGACGUCAAUAUGAAGGUGCCUCCCUCGUCUCUGAUUACCUUUGCUGUACUCUUGAUUCAACUCUCCGGUGCAUCUGGCGGCAAAAUCCUGGUGUUCCCAUUGGACGGAAGCCAUUGGAUAAAUAUGAAAGUACUUAUUGAGGAGCUGCAUGCCAAAGGCCACGAGGUCACUGUGGUUCGGCUGUCCGAUAGCUGGUACAUCAGUGAAAAGUCUCCUCUCUACACUUCUGUCACUAUUCCCAGUCCUGGUGGAUUUGAGCAAAACUACUUCGAAGCCUUCUUGUUUCGACAGCUGGAGAUCCGUCUUCAGGGUAGGCAUGCAUCUUCUUGGUAUAAACUCUGGUCACAUAUUCAGAUCGAGCUGCUGGUUGUUCAACAGUUCUCUCUGCUCCACAAGGCAAUGAGUGAAGUGGUCGUUCAAAUGUUUGAAGAUGAAAACCUGAUGCAAUCUUUUCAUGAAGCCAAAUAUGAUGUGGUUUUGACUGACCCUGCUGUCGGUGUCGGGGCAAUGCUGGCACGUCGGCUCCGAGUUCCUCUUGUUUUUAAUGUCAGGUGGACCAUUCAAGGUGAAGCUCAUUUACUUAUUGCCCCCUCACCUUUGUCAUACAUUCCUUUCACUGCAACAGAGUUGACAGAUAAGAUGACCUUUCUACAAAGAAUAAAGAAUGUUUUGAGUUAUAAUUUCGGGAUGUACACAAUGUCAUACAUCACAGAACCUAAUUACAAACCAGUAGUUAAAAAGUACUUUGGUCCUGAUGUGGAUUACUCCACGUUUUUUCUGGAUGCAGAUAUCUGGCUUAUGAGGAAUGAUUUUGUCUUUGAAUUUCCACGUCCAACAAUGCCAAAUAUAAUCUACAUGGGUGGAUUUCAGUGCAAGCCCCCACAGCCACUCCCUGCAGACUUGGAGGAGUUUGUCCAGAGCUCUGGAGAUCACGGGGUCAUCAUGAUGACUUUAGGAACUUUGCUUGGGAAGCUCCCUCAAGAUGUUGCUGAGGAGAUUGCUGCAGUGUUUGCCCAGCUGCCUCAGAAGGUCGUAUGGAGGUAUAUGGGACAAAGGCUAGCCAACCUGGGCAACAACACAUUAUUGGUCAACUGGCUGCCACAGAAAGACCUUUUAGGACAUCCCAAGACGCGUGUGUUUGUGACCCACGGAGGCACUAAUGGGGUUCAGGAGGCAAUUUACCACGGAGUUCCUGUAGUUGGACUUCCUUUAUUCUUUGAUCAGCCUGAUAACCUCUCCAGAAUCAGAGCGAAGGGAGGAGCUGUGAUUGUUGAUAUUGCUGAGCUUGACAGGCACAUCUUUGCAGAUGCCCUCAAGACGGCUAUUUACAAUUCCUCUUACAAGGAAAACAUGCAAAGGCUCUCAAGGCUGAGCAGAGAUCAGCCUGUGAAACCACUGGACCAGGCAGUGUUUUGGAUAGAAUACGUCAUCAGGCAUAAAGGAGCCCGUCAUCUGCAGACUCAGUCCACCAAAAUGUCCUGGUUUGUUUACAACUGUGUUGAUGUCAUUGCUGCUUUAAUGGCAGUUGUUUUGCUUGUAACAUUCACCUGCAUUUCAAUUGUACGGUUACUGUGGAGAAUUAUUUUAGUUGGGAAAAAAGUUAAACAUGAAUGACUUGAAAAAUGAAAUGUUGGUUUUGUCUGCAAAAUGUAAGAUUCACCAACAUUAACUCAACAGAAUUAUGAGGAGGCCGGCAUUUAAAUAGUUGCAGUAUUAUCUUAAAUAUCAGUCAACUGAAACAAUGAACGGCUGAUUAUAACUUUCUUCCAUGGCUGCUCUUAAUGUCUCUGGGUACAAUGUGUAUAGGAACAAGGGUAAAAGUAGAGGAUUGUUAAUCAAUGUUAAGGGGCAAUCAAAUUUAAAGACACAUGAAACAGAUCUGGAAUGUGUUGGGUUGAAUGUUUCACUGUCUCCAUAAAUGUCUCUCCUUGUUAAUAUUCGACCACCAUCUAGUAAAAAUGUGUUUUAUGAACAUCUACACAGUAUGCUGAAGAAACUUAAGAAGAUAACAAACCAUUCGUCUAUUCUUCUGUCCAGCGAAGAUGCUGAGAACAGCAGCAAUACUUUUUUAACGACCAUUAACAAAGUAAUAUCCUCCUUAACAAAGAAGGUGCAGCACAAACCUAGACAAAAGAACCCUUUACCACAGCUCAAUUAUGCCCUCUGGUGUUGCCCUAGAGAUGUUGCGCUGAAAAGACCACCUAAAUCACGAAAAAAGGUGGUAAGUUACAUAGGAAGCCUGAAGCUGAAUUAUAUUUUAUUUGAGUAAUUAAUAAUGGAAGGAGGAAUGAGAAAUGGAUCUGGAAAAGUCUUGAUAAAGUAACUGGAAGAAAUAAUGGUCAGAGAACAAGGGAACCAGAACAAAAAAAAUAUUGAAAUCUCAACCCAAAAUCAUGACAAGUACUUUUAUCAACAAAAUCAAUUUUUAUAGUAACAUAAAUAUCUUAAUCAGAAGUGGUAAACAUCAUAAGCUUGUUAAGAAACUCAAAAACAAAGGAUGCUUGAGGUUUGGAUACCACUUUUUUAAUGUACAUAUUUAUUGGCAAUACUCAAUAAACAUACCUUAACUGCAACAUUUGUGUUUCUCAGGGAUCACUAUUGGGCCCUAUUUAGUUCAGCUUGUACACAGAUGGCCUGCUUUUAGUCCGCCCAUCUGUCAACAUUCAAAUAUAUGCUGAUAUCUGUGGUGGGAAUUUGUCAUUAUGUGUAAGUCUUAAAACUGAAAUAAGGAAUACUGAGAAAAAAAGAACUUGUCUUUGUUGGUUUUAUUAUUUGCUACAGGAAAGGUUCAAUGGUCAUACAGAAUGCAAGCAAUCUGCACGAACAAGAACAAGAACUUAAAGACCAGAAGGAGAGCAAAGGUGAGGGCUCUCACUUCCUGAAAACACCUGAACAAAUACAAUGAAGAUUUCUCAGGCAGAGCCACCCAUGGAACAGUCUCCCUGAGGGAAGAGAAAGCACUAAUUACCCAAUCAUACUACCUCAUCUCCAGCACUGCCGUUACACACUCUCAUUGUUUGUUACAAAUCUAUUCAUGUAUUUUAUUGUCUUGUAUGUGUUGUAUUGUGCUGUACAUCGUUGUACUACAGGGUUUGCUGUGUAAUUUUACUUAUAGGAGGCCACAAAAUUGUAAUAACCUGACGGAACUACAGACGAAAAGUUGCUCUCUAUAGCUAACUCUGGCAUAUUUACAUUGAGGUGGAAAAUGUUGAUUAAUAUUCACUGUACCUGUUACAUACAUAAAAAAUAAAAUAGAGUUUCACCCA
This is a messenger RNA of Cyclopterus lumpus (lumpfish), 4888 nucleotides long. RefSeq names its product UDP-glucuronosyltransferase 2A2-like. Bases 1632 to 3236 code for a protein of 534 amino acids. Lineage: Eukaryota; Metazoa; Chordata; Actinopteri; Perciformes; Cyclopteridae. Gene Ontology annotation, molecular function: UDP-glycosyltransferase activity. The record is from RefSeq and is a predicted model, not a curated record. The transcript is spliced from 2 exons.